UAUACUGAAUAUUUAUUAACUUUCAUUACAAAAAUAUAACUAGUACUAAGGUUCGAUUUAACAAUGGAGUUACAUAAAGCCGGAAAGGAUUUAUUUCUUGUUUUUAUCAUUUUCAGAGCAUAUACAUCAGUCGAGAUGCAUAUUUUAGAAAAUAUGGCACUUGGAAAGCAUGCUUUUCAGUCAAGCACACACCAUGGUAGUGUAGCAGAUAGGGCUGUGGACGGAACCCUGUCACAAGAUGCGUCAGAUAACUCCUGUUUUCACACAGAAAGUGAAACCAAUGCUUACUGGGAGGUGGACUUGGGAGAAAUGGUUUUCAUUAAUCACGUAACCAUAUACACGAGAAGUGACCUUUGGGGUCCCUAUUCUGAAAGACGACUUCGAGAUAUUGAACUGUACAUUGGUCCUAGCAGAAACGAAUACACGCGGUAUGGGUUUUACGAAGGUGUUCUUCCAAAAGGUAUCAUUCACACAUUCAACCUUACCAACACAGUGUUUGGACAAUGGGUGAGAAUUACAAGAUCAGAAUCAGUAGUAGAAUUCUUUGAACUUUGUGAAGUUGAGGUAUAUGGAUACCCUUCCGCAUAUCGCUACAUAUUGAACAAAAGACGUGCAGGUGUCCAUGUAUUGAACAUAGCUCUAAGUCAGUCCUUAUCCAUCCUCCAUUGCGCUUUAAUAUGCUACAAUACUAACGUCUGUUACGGAGCAACAUUUCAUGAAGACACCCGCAUGUGUGAAUAUCUGACGUCUGUCACAGGCGUUGAGGCAGACGACACAUCUAUGUUGAUUCCACUAGGAUGAUACUUUUGACCAAUUACAAGUUCAAAGGCAUAGAAACUUAGUUCUUUUUAAAGUGGUCUCAACGGAUAUUUGAACUGAAUG
This is a messenger RNA of Ruditapes philippinarum (Manila clam), 882 nucleotides long. RefSeq names its product fucolectin-1-like. The coding region runs from base 64 to 801 and encodes 245 amino acids. The transcript is spliced from 4 exons. The record is from RefSeq and is a predicted model, not a curated record. NCBI's taxonomy places the organism in Eukaryota, Metazoa, Mollusca, Bivalvia, Venerida, Veneridae.